Molecule: messenger RNA, 3073 nt
Organism: Glycine soja
Lineage: Eukaryota; Viridiplantae; Streptophyta; Magnoliopsida; Fabales; Fabaceae
Product: protein SICKLE-like
Exons: 4
Coding region: 1628-2668 (346 amino acids)
Biological process (GO): mRNA splicing, via spliceosome; miRNA processing
Source: RefSeq, a predicted model, not a curated record
AACAAAGAAGCAAUUCUGAAAAUUCUCUCAUCCCCGCUUCUGAACCUAGCCUUCCUCUGUCUCGAGCUCUAUAAUCCUCGACGGCCCCGUGUUAAUGCUUUAAUCUGUAACACUCUCUCCAUUCAGAGGGUUACUCUUUCUCACACUCUUUUAUUUUUUCUUUAACCUAACUUCAUUCUUUUCCCGGUUUCUUCAGAACUCCAUUCUCGGCUUUCUUCGAAGCGUUGAGCUAAAGGAUUUGAGGACUCAAGACAGAAUCACUGCACCAAAGUAGCUGUUAUGUGGAUGCACUUGUUGCAUGUCUAAGUAAUAAGAGAAACUUUAGUAGUAAUGCUUCUGAGCUGGUUAUUAGAGAACCUAAGACCAAUAGCUGUGGUUCAAAUAACCCCUCUAGAAAAUUGGGCUCACUUGGUGGUAUGUUAAAAUACACAUCUGUUGAAACUUAUUCAGUCCUUCAAGCAAGCUGCCUUCAACAUUGGUUCAAAAACUGGCAAGCACUAAGGAGAAACAAAUUGACAGCUAGCACUUUUGCUGCUGCUAUAGGGUUUUGGCGUCGGCAAAGGGUCCAGCUGUGGUUAGAGAAGAUUGGUGCUAUCGAACCUUUCUCUGGAAACCUUGCCACCUGUUGGAGCAAUAUCAAAGAGGAGGAUGCACUUGAAAGAUACAAACUUAUAACUGGAAAUACCGUGUUGUUUCCUGAAUUUCAGGUCUAUGAUGCACACCCAGAAGACAGCUGGCUAGCUGCUUCACCUGAUGGUGUAAUUGACAGUAUGGUGCAUGAGUUGCCUUCUUGUGGAGUACUGGAGAUAAAGUGUCCAUAUUUUGAUGGGGACAUAAGUAAAGCUUUUCCUUGGUUUCGAAUUCCAAUUCACUAUAUUCCUCAAGCUCAGGGUUUAAUGGAGAUUCUAGAAAGGGAUUGGAUGGAUUUUUAUGUUUGGACUCCUAAUGGUAGUAGUCUAUUCAGGAUAUAUCGCGAUGCCGAGUAUUGGGAUUUAAUGAAAAUAGCACUAUCUGAUUUCUGGUGGAAGCAUGUCCAUCCAGCGAGAGAGUUAUAUAGUAGUAAUGUUAUAACACAUCCCCUAUUUCAAUUAAGAUCAAUGAGGCCAGCUCCUAGACAUGAAUUAUGCAGAGAUAUUGUUUAUAAAAGCAAACACAUUGCUGCUAAUUCUAAGUUGUUGAUGCGGGAGAUACAUGGAAAGCUGGUAAAUUGAUGCCUCCAGCUGUUAGAGAAGAUUCAUUAGAGUAGUAACAAACUCUAUAUCAUAGAUUACAUGAUAUUUGAGUGGUGAGUGUGAAUCAAUAUAGUUCAUGAAUAAAGUGAUUUUGCCGAAGAAGAAUGACAUUAUGAAUUUGUUGUGUUGAUUUGCAGAUUUAAGUAGUUGAUUGUUAGAUGUGAUUAUUGCAGUUGGGGAGUGGAGACUGGAGUGAGACAGGCUUAAAAGGUUAUAGAACUAUACAAAAUUGAGAAAUCUGAUAUUGAGUAAGAGGAGAGAGUUUGACAACAAGUAUACCUGUAAUUCUCUUCAACCAUUUUUUUUGUUUGAUCUUACAGGCUAUCUUCAGAUUUGUGGUGACUGUUAUCCAUAUUGUGACUUGUGGCUGUAAUUGCUCUUUGGAUUCUCAGGUUAUGGAGGAUUCAGAGCAAAGGAAGAAAAGGCUGAAAGAAAUGCGCGUGCAAGCUGAUCAAGCUGAAGUUUCUGGUGGUGUGGAAGGUUCUGUGGUGCCUGGUUUUCUCUCAAAUCCCCUGAUGGAAGCUCCUUCAACUAUGCCAUCACAGGAUAAAUCAUAUGCUGCUCCAAGGUUUGACUAUUAUACUGAUCCAAUGAGUGCCUUCUCUUCUAACAGAAGGAACAUUGCCAGUAUACAGGCUGCACCGGAUAAUUUCCCUCCUUCAAAAUUUGGUGGUUCUCCUAUGGCACAAUAUUCAUCACCACAUCCAGGUACUGAAUCAACAAAUCCACAGAGGACUCCGCAUCCCAUUCAAGCUUCGCCAGCAGCAUAUAGGAAGCCAGUUUGGAGUGGACCUGGUGGCCCUGCUCACUAUAACUUCCCAAUACAUCCAUCAAGUGGUGGUACUUAUCCAAGCCCUAGAUUUGAACCAUCGGGUGGUCCAUUAUAUAACUCCGGACAGGGCAUAGCUCACCCGCCCAGUUACAGUCCUAAUCCUCCUUAUCCAGGAUAUGGUGACAGUCCUAGGCCCAGUUACAAUCCUAAUCCCUCUCCAGGAUAUGGGAACAGUCCUAGGCCCAGUUACAGGCCCAAUCCUUCUCCAGGAUACAGGAACAGUCCUAGCCCUGGUCAAGGGCGAGGCAGGGGUUUCUGGCGCAACACUGGAAGCCCUGUUUCAGGACGGGGUAGUGGACAAGGACCGAAUUUUCAUGGUCAUCGGUCCAACGAAAACACAGCUCGUGGUCCAGAUCGAUUUUACAAUAGGUCCAUGGUUGAAGAUCCAUGGGAGCAUUUAGAACCUAUAAUAUGGAAGGCAAAUGAUGGUUAUUUAAACACUUCACGUAUACCUCUGAAUUCACAACCCUGGAUUUCAAAAGCAACAAGUACAAAAGGGGAGGGAUCAUCUGCUGCUUCUGUCAAGUCCAGCUCUGAACCAAGCCUUGCUGAGUACUUGGCUUCUGCAUUCAAUGAAGCUGCCAAUGAUGCAGAAAAUGUAUGAUGACAGCUGGUCGUUUCAUGAAGGGCCCAUCAUGAUGUUACAAAGGGAAAAGAAUUUCCAACCAGUGAAAAAACUAAUUUCAAGUCAUUGGCAUUGAUGAAUACCAAGGGGGUCAGUUGUUUCGUGUUACUGUUUGUACUAAUACAUCAAACAUCAUGAGAAAAUUUUAGGGAUGUGUUCAGGUUACUUGGCACGGUUUGAUCAGUUGACCUCUAAUUAAUUUUGUACUAUCUAAAAUGCACUGUAAAUGUACUAGUGCAGAUAAAAAGUCCAUUCAUAAUUUGGCUAAAGGAGAAACUGCAAAACUAUAAUCACAUAGAGCGCAGCCGCGCAGGUAUGUGGUGAAAUCAGUCAGCAUUUAAUUGGCCGCUGGGUAUAACAUCGCAUUUGCACGUUUGACAUUUA